Messenger RNA from Penicillium samsonianum, 1044 nucleotides. RefSeq names its product gamma-glutamylcyclotransferase family protein. Gene Ontology annotation, molecular function: gamma-glutamylcyclotransferase activity. The transcript has a single exon. The record is from RefSeq and is a predicted model, not a curated record. Lineage: Eukaryota; Fungi; Ascomycota; Eurotiomycetes; Eurotiales; Aspergillaceae. The coding region runs from base 1 to 1044 and encodes 347 amino acids.
AUGUCGUCCAAGAUAUUUCACCGCCAAUACUAUUUCGCCUUUGGCAGCAACAUGAGUUUGACACAAAUGGCAGAACGUUGUCCCGGAAGCACUUUCAUCGGGAAGGCCACACUGCGAGGAUAUAAAUGGCAAAUCAACCAGAGGCAUGUGGCGAACAUUGUCAAAAUCACCGAAGACUUUUCAAGUGUACCAGCCGGUCAGGCUGAUGUGGUCGAGGGUCUCGUGUUCUCCAUUACCGAUAAGGACCGUCGGACUCUAGAUCGCAAGGAAGGCAUCAAACUCGGUGCUUAUGAACGAGUCGUGCUGAAUGUUCUCCUGGAGCGACAUCCAAAUUUAGCCGAGAAAAAGACAGCGUUUGUUCGAGACAGGCUGCAAGAUGAGUCUAAUGCUAUCGAUCGACCGGCUAGUUACAAGGAGACACUUGUCGAGUCUCAACAAAAGUAUCUUGCAAUGCCCGAUGGCCCUAACAUUGGCAAAAAUGCAGCGGAUUUACAGCCCAAGCUGUCAGUCUUGUCCAAAAACCCGCCGUCCUCGGUAAGAAGUCCGGCAGCCGAGGUUGAAAUAAUUGAGGCGAUCACAUACCUGAGCACCAAGUAUGCUGAUAAUGGACUGAUACGACGCGAGUAUGUUCAAAGGAUGGAAAACGCAAUAAGCGACGCCGUGAAGCUCGACGUGUCGCGGAAUUUUGUGGAAAGGUGCCUCGAACCUUAUAUACAUGGAGAUGUGUAUCAACCGGAAGAGGACGUCCAAGAAAAACCCUCGACUUCCAAUCCGUCAGUCUCACAGACCGUCCUCGAAGAAAAGAAAAGGAAGGCAAACCGAGCUCAUCACACCAAGAAAAAAAACCACGGCCCAAACUCUAAGAAACAGCCUCUCCGAGGCGAAGAUAGAGAAAGCAAGAGAACCCACCCACAGAUAGGCGAGGGAGGGCAAGUCUCAAGAAAGGAGCAAGACAAAGGACCAGCCGGCUUUUGGUCUUCCAUGUCGUCGAUGUUUGGCUCUGGUCAGAGUCAAGGAAGCGCAAAAGCUCCCCAGGAUCGCUAA